AUGAUAAGACGGAUAUUCUACUCGUUAUUUCUAUUAUUCAUACUAUUUUAUACAGGAGGUUCGUUUCUAUUUUUUUAAUGAAAUACAGAGAAAGAAAUUUAGAAUGUACAAAAGUGAAGCUAACGGAUAUUUCUGCGAUCACAUUGCACCACGGAAGAAUGACGGAAGGUAAGACAACUUUUAAGGGUUUGAAUUUAUUGGUAAACUUUGAAGAAAUAAAAUAUAUUUUUCUUUGUUCCGAACCCUUUUCGAAUUUGGUCUAUGCUCUUUAGAAAUUCUAGCAAGCUAUUGCGUAAGUUUUCGAAAAAAAAGUGGAUUUGAAAAAGGUUUUUGUUUUUUUUCAAAUUCUAUGAGUUCUAGCAUGAUCUAUUGUGACGAAAGUUGAUUUAUUUCACCUUCAGGGCGACGAUCAGCCCCGGUGCCACAACUGAAAUGCGUCGGAGGAACGGCAAAAGGGGCUUUCUUGCCGAAAGUCGUCCAGUGCGUCAACCAGGGUUACGACGGCCUCGACGUCCAAUGGCGGUGCGACGCCGAUCUUCCGCACGACAUGGAGUUUGGCAGGGUUGGUUUCUGCCUUCUUGGCCUACUUGAAAAUGAAGUUUUGACAGCCUUUGAGAUUUUUAAGAUUUAUUAAUUCAGCUUCAUUUUAUCGCUUAAAGAAUAUAUUCUGUAGGAGAAACGCUGAAAAUUUGUGAUUGAAAAGAUUCAAACUGAUUAUUUUUUAGCCCUUUCCAAACAAAAAAACUAAAUUUCUUUCGAAACUCGGUUUUCUAAGGCAUUUAAAGAACUCAUUUGAAUAAUUUAACACCAUAAAACCUUGAUAAAUUGUCAAAUUUUCCUUCUAUUUACAGUUUGAAUUAAUUAUUAUUGCCGUGUUCAAAAUGAUUGCCGCGAAAUGCAAAAUGGUCUCUGACUCUCCAAAAUUCAGUUAUCUUUUUCUUUCUCGGACGGCUUUUUUUGAAUUUCACGGAAUCAUUUUGAGCAAGGCAUAUAUCUUGAACAUGGGAAGAAAUUGUCAGAAUAAAACUCAAAAAAACCUCGAUUUUUUUCAGAUUUCCGUUUCCUGUGAGGGAUACAACUACCCGGAAGAUCCCUACGUUCUCAAAGGGUCAUGCGGGGUUUGUUCAUAAUCAUUUCCGCAAAAAAUUGCAAUUUCAGUUGGAAUAUGAGCUCGACUACAAUUCGCAAUCGGGGAAAAAGUAUGCGGUUUCAGAUAAAACGUUUGUUUUUUGGACUUAAAAAAAAGAGUUAUGAAUAUUUUUACAGAUUGGAAUCGUGGGACAAAACGGCCGUGGUGAUUGUUGUUCUGUUCAUCGCCUACAUUGCCUACGCCAUGUUUUCUAAUCGAGGGAACACCGGAGCCGAAGAUCCGAGAAGAGGUUUUCAUGUCGUGGAAAUAUUGAUGAAUCCUACUUUUUAAGGAAUCAACUGGCAAAAAAACAUUCACUAAUCACUUUAGGGUUUUGACGUGUUGGUGGCCACUUGAGUGGUUAAAAAUUACUGAACAAGUGAUGUUUUUUUUCAAACUAAGGGGUAGUAAAAAAAUUUUUAAUUUGAAUUUAUUCGGUAAAAAAAUCAUCGUAAAGUUCAUCGGAAUCAAAUUUUGAAAACAUAUUACGGUAGUUUUGAAUUUCUUCGGCAAAUAGAAAUUUGUGUAAUUUUUUUGAGUCGUGCUUUAUCUUGUUACUUCGAGAGAUAAGUAAAAAAAAAUCCUCGGCUCAAUAUUGACCGGCCGCCAGCACUGUCAUAAGCAAACUUCUCGAGUUCAAAAUUUGUAAUUUUUCUCAGUUUUCGAUACAUCUAUCAUAAGUACAAAACACACUUCCAAAGUUGAUUUUCAGGCGGCUACGGCGGUGGCGGCGGCUUUGACGGCGGUCCCGGGUAUCCCGGAGGCGGCGGCGCUCCUCCGCCGAGCUAUGACGACUCGAUGAACCACGGCAAACCGCCGCCGUACGGCUUCAAGCAGGAGAACUUCUCCCAGCAGCAUCAGCAGCCCGGACCUUCUGGCGCUUCUGCCGGCCCUUCGACGUCUUCUGGCGCUGGAUUCUGGUCCGGUGCCGCUCUCGGGGCUCUUGGCGGUUAUGUUGCGUCGCGAUUUGCUGGAGGGUUGGUUAUUCUGUAAUAUGCUUGUGAAAAUUUCGAUCUUAGGGCUCUAGAAACUGGAAUUUGUUUAAAAAUUUGGAAAUUUCCUUUCAUCGGGGUAAAAAAAUGAGAAAAAGUUAUCUAGAGGGAUGAGAUUCUUAACAGUUGAAGGAGACGCUUUUAAAUUUCUCAGGAAAGCCUUCAAAAUAAUUUUUUUUUUUUCAGUGAAUCGACAACGACGAGAAACCGACGAUUUAUGCAAGACACUGGAUUCAUGCCAACCGCCUCUCCAAGAUAUACCUCGACCUCGGAUUCUUCUGAACUUCGAUCUUCUUCUGGUUUGUUCUAUAAUUUUUUUGAAAAUUUUUUCACUCAAAAAGUACGCUUUAAAAAAAUUUUAAUAAUGAAAAAAAUGCUUCAUUCUCCUUUGAAAGCUCCAGUUUGGAUUUCGGAAAACGAAAUGUUUUUCAAAAUUUGAUUCCGAUGAACUUUACGAUAAUUUUUUUACCGAAUAAAUUCAAAUUAAAAAUUUUUUUAUUGCUCCAUUUUUUUCAUAAUUUUUCUUCCCAUGUUUCUGAAAGGCCUAAAAUUAUUCUAACUUGAUGACCAUUUCCAGGAUUCGGAGGGACGUCGAGACGUUAA
Caenorhabditis auriculariae is the source of this 2724-nucleotide messenger RNA. NCBI's taxonomy places the organism in Eukaryota, Metazoa, Nematoda, Chromadorea, Rhabditida, Rhabditidae. The record is from the annotation of a GenBank genome assembly.